Centropristis striata (black sea bass) is the source of this 1052-nucleotide messenger RNA. Its product is annotated as homeodomain-interacting protein kinase 2-like. The transcript has 7 exons. Gene Ontology annotation, biological process: positive regulation of transcription by RNA polymerase II; peptidyl-serine phosphorylation; peptidyl-threonine phosphorylation. Gene Ontology annotation, cellular component: nucleus; cytoplasm; PML body. The record is from RefSeq and is a predicted model, not a curated record. Bases 198 to 1052 code for a protein of 284 amino acids. Lineage: Eukaryota; Metazoa; Chordata; Actinopteri; Perciformes; Serranidae. Gene Ontology annotation, molecular function: protein serine/threonine kinase activity; transcription coactivator activity; SMAD binding.
UAUGUAUGUAGACAUUUAAUGUAUCUGUUAUAUCUGAAAAAACAACAACAAUACAUAUAAUUUAUUAUGAAACUGAACACUUUAAGCCGUCGUACUUCCUCUCACCUGUCUCUUUGUUGUACUCGCAGCUCGCCACGGCAUUCGACAGUCUGAAGAACCUCGGAGUGAUCCACGCUGACCUGAAACUGGACAACGUAAUGAUGGUGGAUCAACGGAAACGACCCUUUGAGGUCAAACUCAUUGAUUUCGGCCUGGCAAUGCACAAGUCAGAAGCCAUGCAGGGGAUGACCGUGCAGGUGGUUUCCCACAGGGCUCCAGAAAUCAUGUUGGGCCUCCCAGUGACCGAGGCCAUUGAUAUAUGGUCUCUGGGCUGCAUGAUGGCCUCCAUGCUCCACGGCAAGGAUCUCACCACAGGAGAAAACGAGUAUGAAAUGGUCCAGGACAUCACGGCUCUCCUGGGUCUGCCAGCAGACCAUCUCCUAGAUGCAGGACUCAAGACUAAGAGAUAUUUUACGAUGGAGCGCGGUGCCUGGAGGCUAAAGACCCAUGAGGAAUACUGCAGGAAACACCCUCAGCGGCAGUACAAGACCGGUGUGUCUUACUGUCUGGACGACUUCAGAAAGGUACGUCUGGAGAGGAACAGGUCCGAGGCUAUGCAGCGAGCGCAGUGCAUCGACCUCUUGGAGGCCAUGCUGAUCCUGGACCCGGCCAAGAGGAUCACUCCCAAAGAGAUCCUUAAUCACCCGUUCAUCACUGGUAGACAAAGCAGCUCCAGUCGCAAGAAGAAGACAAGCUUCAGAUGGAUGAAAAGGAGAAUCGCACCCGAUCCCACAGCUGCUCCACCACGUGUGAUCCCGGUCCGUCCUGCAGCAGCUGAACUAAGGCUGCUCGACAUUGAUGAGGAGAUCAGUGAGCCUUCUGCUCUGAGCGAUGACAACAACAACAUCGAAAGACAUCGCAGCAGUCCGUCUCCUACAGUCGCUCGUGAAGUCGUGGUCCGUCUGGCAUUAGCUGAACUCAGGCUGGUGGACAUUGAUGAGAAGAUAAGGUAA